ACACCCAUAUUCUAAGUCGUAAACUCAUGAUUUCCUCGACUCGACUCAACCUCACUGAGGGGUUUUCAUAUUCACAGUUGUAAUUUUUGUCCUUACCUCAAACACCUUCCUCACUCGAGGUGAGUUUGAGUCGAGGAACCAACUGUCAAAUGUAAGGUUGAUCGCCAUCUACCUUGAGGAAGUUUAUAAGUAAUUGUUAGCUACAAAAGACAUUAUUUCAUUAAUUUUUUAUAAUGUCUUUCGAAAGUUUUAUUGAAUAUAUGUACGAUAGUCCUUACGACUACUUAUCGCGACGAUAUUUACGAGAUGCAGAAAAUCCGAUGGAAAUUUAUGAUGAAAAUGAAUUUCGAAUAAGAUUCCGCUUCACCAAAAAUAUUGUGGCAAGCUUUUUGUUACCCCUGCUCUUCCAAAAUACUGGAGACAGCAAGCGUGGAUUGCCGAUUCCACCAGUGAUCCAAAUGCUAGCAGCCUUACGAUUUUACGCAACUGGAAACUUUCAAAUUGUUUGCGGCGACUUGCACCAAAUAAGUCAAUCAGUCGUUUCAAAGAUUGUGGCCAAUGUAUCGAAAGCUUUAGCUUUAAAAAUAAGGCGCUUCAUUAAAUUUCCUGACGUCCCUGAGCAAGCUAAUGUGAAGAUUCAAUUUCAUCGUGUUGCUGGAUUUCCUGGGGUUAUUGGAUGCAUUGAUUGUACCCAUAUUCCAAUAAAAAAUCCAAACCGACAAAACGGCGAAGUAUUUCGCAAUCGUAAAGGUUGGUUUUCAAUUAAUGUGCAAAUAGUAUGUGGCCCUCGGAUGGAAAUAUAUGAUAUCGUAGCACGCUGGCCUGGAUCUGUCCAUGACUCUAGAAUAUUUAAUAAUAGCAGGUGUUAUAUGAGAUUUGAAGAAGGGGAAAUUGCAGGUUUACUGAUUGGUGAUAGUGGUUAUGCACAGUCACCAUACAUGUAUACACUAGUCCAUAAUCCUCAAUCACAACCUGAAUUCAAAUAUAAUAGGGCCCAUAUCAGUACUAGAAAUAUUAUAGAAAGGUUUAAUGGUGUAUGGAAAAGAAAAUUUGCAUGUUUGAAUAGAAAACUGCAAAAUAAUCUGGCAAAUACAUGUAAUAUUAUAGUGGCAUGUGCUGUGCUAUAUAAUAUUAGUAUUGAGACCAAUCAAGAAAUGAUUGAACCCUUAACCAAUCUUGCUGUAGUUCCAGUACCUCACACUGGUGAUACAGCACAAGGUAGUGUUAUAAGGGCUGCAUUUAUAGCAAGACAUUUUAGUUAACACCUACAUCUUAUUAUGUUUUUAUACAUACAUUUUUUUAUAUGUUACUUUAUUUUUUUAAAUGUUACUUUAAGGAAAAUUUAAAUAUUAAUCUUUACUAUUAUUGUUAUAUUAAUAAGUUUGUUAAAUACUGUUCACAACUAAAUUUUUGGAUGAUU
Leptidea sinapis is the source of this 1420-nucleotide messenger RNA. Its product is annotated as putative nuclease HARBI1. The transcript has 2 exons. Bases 234 to 1262 code for a protein of 342 amino acids. Lineage: Eukaryota; Metazoa; Arthropoda; Insecta; Lepidoptera; Pieridae. The record is from RefSeq and is a predicted model, not a curated record.